Molecule: messenger RNA, 924 nt
Organism: Onychostoma macrolepis
Lineage: Eukaryota; Metazoa; Chordata; Actinopteri; Cypriniformes; Cyprinidae
Exons: 6
Coding region: 55-909 (284 amino acids)
Source: RefSeq, a predicted model, not a curated record
CGGCGCUACCGCCAAUUAGCUACUACUUCCUCUGGAGUCGUUGAGUAAGACAACAUGGUUUCUAAUGAAAAGAAAUGCCCCAACUGCCCCCAGGUCAUGCCCUGUGCCACUAAGGUUUGUAAGGCCUGUGGGGCAGAACAGCCCAAGAAGGCUCGUUUGUUGAAGAGGCUGCAGGCCCUUGAUAUGAAGAAGGGGGAGUGGCUUGGCAAUCUUAAAAAAAAACACAAUGAGGCAGCCAUGCGGGAUGAAGCCAUCAUUUUGCUUGAGAAGCUACAUGCAAUGGGCUACAAGCCACUCCUCCUCCUUCAGAAGGAAGGCAAUGGCAAGAAACCUAAAAUAACUUCCCUCACCCCAAGAUGCGAGCUGGACCCACUGGCUACACAACACCUCAGCAAAAUAACAGCAUUUUAUGAGUUGGUUUGUGCAGGUUGGAAGGCGAGUGAGGACACUGUCCUCACCCUGACCCUCACCCCCUGUGACGAGCAGGGCACCUCAGGGGAGGCGGGGCCAGAAAUCCUUGUGCAGGAGGCGGGGCCGGAAGGCCUCGUGGAGGAGGCGGAGGAGGCGGAGCUGGAAGGCCCAGCUGUGGAGACUGAAGGCCUCGUGGAGGAGGCGGGGCUGAAAGGACCCGCUGUGGAGAAUGAAGGCCUUGUGGAGGAGGCGGGGCUGGAACGACCCGCUGUGGAGAAUGAAGGCCUUGUGGAGGAGGCGGGGCUGGAAGGCCCCGCUGUGGAGAAUGAAGGCCUUGUGGAGGAGGCGGGGCUGGAAAGCCCUGCUGUUGAGGCUGAAGGCCUCGUGGAGGAGGCGGGUGAAAUACAUCUACCUAAAAAAGGGUCAACAGGGAAGAGAAAGCGGAAGUCAGAGGCAGAAAUGGAUAAAAGCAAAAAAACAAAAAGUAAGUUUAAAUGACUUAAUACAUUUGCA